AUGAAUCCAUCGUUUUAUUUUCAUUUGACGCAUCGUCCUCAGACUUCUUUCAAACUAUACAAUGGAAUUUUAGAAAUAAUCUACGGACAUCUAUCUAUCAUCUAUCUAUCUAUCUAUCUAUCUAUCUAUCUAUCUCUAUAUAUAUAUAUAUAUGCACAUAUAUAUAGCAGUCUUCAUUAUCUCACUGGCCAGCAAGCUAGCUAUUCCUGUCUGUUCAUCAUCUAUUUGUCUUUCUGUUCAUCAUCUGUCUCCACACAGCAAAACGAAAGGCCAGAAAAUUUCUUUCAUCCCAGCCACACAGCAAAACGAAAGGCCAGAAAAUCAUUCUUUCAUCCAGCCACACAGCAAAACGAAGGCCAGAAAAUCAUUCUUUCACCCAGCCACACAGCAAAACAAAGCAUUCUUUCAUCCAGCCACACAGCAAAAACGCCAGGGGAAAAAUCAUUCUUUCACCCAGCCACACACAGCAAAACGAAAGGCCAGAAAAUCAUUCUUUCAUCCAGCCACACAGCAAAACGAAAGGCCAGAAAAUCAUUCUUUCAUCCAGCCACACAGCAAAACGAAAGGCCAGAAAAUCAUUCUUUCACCCAGCCACACAGCAAAACGAAAGGCCAGAAAAUCAUUCUUUCAUCCAGCCACACAGCAAACGAAAGGCCAGAAAAUCAUUCUUUCACCCAGCCACACAGCAAAACGAAAGGCCAGAAAAUCAUUCUUUCAUCCAGCCACACAGCAAAACGAAAGGCAGAAAAUCAUUCUUUCAUCCAGCCACGCAAAACGAAAGGCCAGAAAAUCAUUCUUUCACCCAGCCACACAGCAAACGAAAGGCCAGAAAAUCAUUCUUUCAUCCAGCCACACAGCAAAACGAAAGGCCAGAAAAUCAUUCUUUCCCCAGCCACACAGCAAAACGAAAGGCCAGAAAAUCAUUCUUUCAUCCAGCCACACAGCAAAACGAAAGGCCAGAAAAUCAUUCUUUCACCCAGCCACACAGCAAAACGAAAGGCCAGAAAAUCAUUCUUUCAUCCAGCCACACAGCAAAACGAAAGGCCAGAAAAUCAUUCUUUCACCCAGCACACAGCAAAACGAAAGGCCAGAAAAUCAUUCUUUCAUCCAGCCACACAGCAAAACGAAAGGCCAGAAAAUCAUUCUUUCACCCAGCCACACAGCAAAACGAAAGGCCAGAAAAUCAUUCUUUCAUCCAGCCACACAGCAAAACGAAAGGCCAGAAAAUCAUUCUUUCAUCCAGCCACACAGCAAAACGAAAGGCCAGAAAAUCAUUCUUUCAUCCCAGCCACACAGCAAAACGAAAGGCCAGAAAAUCAUUCUUUCAUCCAGCCACACAGCAAAACGAAAAGAAAAUCAUUCUUUCAUCCAGCCACACAGCAAAACGAAAGGCCAGAAAAUCAUUCUUUCACCCCAGCCACACAGCAAAACAAAGGCCAGAAAAAUCAUUCUUUCAACCACACAGCAAAACGAAAGGCCAGAAAAUCAUUCUUUCACCCAGCCACACAGCAAAACGAAAGGCCAGAAAAUCAUUCUUUCAUCCACACAGCCACACUUUCAGCAAAACGAAAAGGCCAGAAAAUCAUUCUUUCAUCCAGCCACACAGCAAAACGAAAGGCCAGAAAAUCAUUCUUUCACCCAGCCACACAGCAAAACGAAAGGCCAGAAAAUCAUUCUUUCACCCAGCCACACAGCAAAACGAAAGGCCAGAAAAAUCAUUCUUUCAUCCAGCCACAGCAAAAAUCGAAAGGCACACAGCCAGAAAAAAUCAUUCUUUCAUCCAGCCACACAGCAAACGAAAGGCCAAAAUCAUUCUUUCACCCAGCCAAAGCAAAACGAAAGGCCAGAAAAUCAUUCUUUCACCCCAGCCACACAGCAAAACGAAAAGGCCAGAAAAUCAUUCUUUCAUCCAGCCACACAAAACGAAAGGCAAAAUCAUUCUUUCACCCCAAAGCAAAACGAAAGGCCAGAAAAUCAUUCUUUCACCCAGCCACACAGCAAAACGAAAGGCCAGAAAAUCAUUCUUUCACCCAGCCACACAGCAAAACAGCCAGAAAAUCAUUCUUUCAUCCAGCCACACAGAAAGGCCCGAAAAUCAUUCUUUCAUCCAGCCACACAGCAAAACGAAAGGCCAGAAAAUCAUUCUUUCAUCCAGCCACACAGCAAAACGAAAGGCCAGAAAAUCAUUCUUUCAUCCAGCCACACAGCAAAACGAAAAACGGCCAGAAAAUCAUUCUUUCAUCCAGCCACACACAAAAUCAAAACAAAAAUGAGAAAAUCAUUCUUUCACCCAGCCACACAGCAAAACGAAAGGCCAGAAAAUCAUUCUUUCACCAGCCACACAGCAAAACGAAAGGCCAGAAAAUCAUUCUUUCAUCCAGCCACACAGCAAAACGAAAGGCCAGAAAAUCAUUCUUUCAUCCACAGCAAAACGAAGGCAGAAAAUCAUUCUUUCACCCCAAAAAACGAAAGGCCAGAAAAUCAUUCUUUCACCCAGCCACACAGCAAAACGAAAGGCCAGAAAAUCAUUCUUUCACCCAGCCACACAGCAAAACGAAAGGCCAGAAAAUCAUUCUUUCAUCCAGCCACACAGCAAAACGAAAGGCCAGAAAAUCAUUCUUUCACCCAGCCACAGCAAAACGAAAGGCCAGAAAAUCAUUCUUUCAUCCAGCCACACAGCAAAACGAAAGGCCAGAAAAAUCAUUCUUUCAUCCAACCACACAGCAAAACGAAAGGCCAGAAAAUCAUUCUUUCACCCAGCCACACAGCAAAACGAAAGGCCAGAAAAUCAUUCUUUCAUCCAGCCACACAGCAAAACGAAAGGCCAGAAAAUCAUUCUUUCAUCCAGCCACACAGCAAAACGAAAGGCCAGAAAAUUAUUCUUUCAUCCAGCCACACAGCAAAACGAAAGGCCAGAAAAUCAUUCUUUCAUCCCACACAGCCACAAUCAGCCAAAAAACGAAGAAAAUCCAGAAAAACGAAAGGCCAUUCUUUCAUCCCAGCCACACAAAACGAAAGGCCCUGAAAAUCGUUCUUUCACCCAGCCACACAGCAAAACGAAAGGCCAGAAAAUCAUUCUUUCACCCAGCCACACAACAAAAAAACGAAAGGCCAGAAAAAUCAUUCUUUCACCCAGCCACACAAAACGAAAGGCCAGAAAAUCAUUCUUUCACCCAGCCACACAGCAAAACGAAAGGCCAGAAAAUCAUUCUUUCAUCCAGCCACACAGCAAAACGAAAAAAUCAUUCUUUCACCCAGCCACAGCAAAACGAAAAGGCGAAAAUCAUUCUUCCCACCACACAGCAAAACGAAAGGCCAGAAAAUCAUUCUUUCAUCCAGCCACACAGCAAAACGAAAGGCCAGAAAAUCAUUCUUUCACCCAGCCACACAGCAAAACGAAAGGCCAGAAAAUCAUUCUUUCAUCCAGCCACACAGCAAAACGAAAAGGCCAGAAAAUCAUUCUUUCAUCCAGCCACACAGCAAAACGAAAGGCCAAAACGAACAGCAAAACGAAAGCCAGAAAAUCAUUCUUUCACCCAGCCACAAAGCAAACACCAGAAAUCAUUCUUCAAAGCCACAGCAAAACGAAAGGCCAGAAAAUCAUUCUUUCACCCAGCCACACAGCAAAACGAAAGGCCAGAAAAUCAUUCUUUCAUCCAGCCACACAGCAAAACGAAAGGCAACCACACAGCAAAACGAAAGGCCAGAAAAUCAUUCUUUUCACCCAGCCACAGCAAAACGAAAGGCCAGAAAAUCAUUCCAGCCACACAGCAAAACGAAAGGCCAGAAAAUCAUUCUUUCAUCCAGCCACAGCAAAACGAAAGGCCAGAAAAUCAUUCUUUCAUCCAGCCACACAGCAAAACGAAAGGCCAGAAAAUCAUUCUUUCACCCAGCCACACCAAACGAACAAAGGCCAGAAAAUCCAUUCUUUCACCCAGCCACACAGCAAAACGAAAGGCCAGAAAAUCAUUCUUUCAUCCAGCCACAGCAAAACGAAAGGCCAGAAAAUCAUUCUUUCAUCCAGCCACACAGCAAAACGAAAGGCCAGAAAAAUCAUUCUUUCAUCCAGCCACACAGCAAAACGAAAGGCCAGAAAAUCAUUCUUUCACCCAGCCACACAGCAAAACGAAAGGCCAGAAAAUCAUUCUUUCAUCCAGCCACACAGCAAAACGAAAGGCCAGAAAAUCAUUCUUUCACCCAGCCACAGCAAAACGAAAGGCCAGAAAAAUCAUUCUUUCAUCCAGCCACACAGCAAAACGAAAGCCAGAAAAUCAUUCUUUCACCCCAGCCACACAGCAAAACGAAAGGCCAGAAAAUCAUUCUUUCAUCCAGCCACACAGCAAAACGAAAGGCCAGAAAAUCAUUCUUUCACCCACAGCCAAACGAAAGCAAAAAAUCAUUCUUUCAAACACAGCAAACGAAAGGCCAGAAAAUCAUUCUUUCAUCCAGCCACACAAAACGAAAGGCCAAAAAUCAUUCUUUCAUCCAGCCCACAGCAAAACGAAAGGCCAGAAAAUCAUUCUUUCAUCCAGCCACACAGCAAAACGAAAGGCCAGAAAAUCAUUCUUUCACCCAGCCACAAAAGCAAACGAAAGGCCAGAAAAUCAUUCUUUCAUCCAGCCACACAGCAAAACGAAAGGCCAGAAAAAUCAUUCUUUCACCCAGCCACACAGCAAAACGAAAGGCCAGAAAAUCCAUUCUUUCAUCCAGCCACACAGCAAAACGAAAGGCCAGAAAAUCGUUCUUUCCCCAGCCACACAGCAAAACGAAAGGCCAAGAAAAUCAUUCUUUCAUCCAACCACACAAGCAAAACGAAAGGCCAGAAAAUCAUUCUUUCAUCCAGCCACACAGCAAAACGAAAGGCCAGAAAAUCAUUCUUUCACCCAGCCACACAGCAAAACGAAAAUGAGAAAAUCAUUCUUUCAUCCAGCCACACAGCAAAACGAAAGGCCAGAAAAUCAUUCUUUCAUCCACCCACACAGCAAAACGAAAGGCCAGAAAAUCAUUCUUUCAUCCAGCCACACAGCAAAACGAAAGCCAGAAAAUCAUUCUUUCACCCAGCCACACAGCAAACGAAAGGCCAGAAAAUCAUUCUUUCAUCCAGCCACAGCAAAACGAAAAAGCCACGAAAAUCAUUCUUUCUUCAAGGCAAAACGAAAGCCACAAAAUCAUUCUUUCGUCAGUUACACAGCAAAACGAAAAGCCAGAAAAUCAUUCUUUCACCAUCCACACAGCAAAACGAAAGGCCAGAAAAUCAUUCUUUCACCCACACAGCAAAACGAAAGGCCAGAAAAUCGUUCCCUUUCACCCAGCCACACAGCAAAACGAAAGGCCAGAAAAUCAUUCUUUUCCCCAGCCACAGCAAAACGAAAGGCCAGAAAAUCAUUCGCAUCCGCACAGCAAAACGAAAGGCCAGAAAAUCGUUCUUUCACCCAGCCACAGCAAAAACGAAAGGCCAGAAAAUCAUUCUUUCACCCAGCCACACAAAAAAACGAAAAGGUGCCAGAAAAUCGAAAGGCCAGAAGAAAUUCUUUCAUCCAGCCACAGCAAAACGAAAACGAAAGACCGAAAAUCAUUCUUCCCCAGCCACAGAGCAAAACGAAAAGGCCCAGAAAAUCAUUCUUUCAUCCAGCCACAGCAAAACGAAAGGCCAGAAAAUCGUUCUUUCACCCACACCUGCAAAACGAAGGCCGAAAAAUCGUUCUUUCAUCCAACCACACAGCAAAACGAGGCCAAAAUCAUUCGCCACACAGCAAAACGAAGCCAGAAAAUCAUUCUUUCAUCCAACCACACAGCAAAACGAAAGGCCAGAAAAAUCAUUCUUUCAUCCAACAACAAAGCAAACUAAAAGGCCAGAAAAUCAUUCUUUCACCCAGCCACAGCAAACGAAAGGCCAGAAAAAUCAUUCUUUCAUCCAACCACACAGCAAAACGAAGGCCAGAGAAAAUCAUUCUUUCACCCAUUCUGCCACACACAGCAAAACGGAAGGCCAGAAAAAUCAUUCUUUCGUCAUCCAGCCACACAGCAAAACGAAAGGCCAGAAAAUCAUUUCUUUCACCCCAGCCUCACAGCAAAACGAAAGGCCAGAAAAUCAUUCUUUCAUCCCACCACAGCAAAAACGAAAAGUCAGAAAAUCAUUCUUUCAUCCAGCCACAGCAAAACGAAAGGCCAGAAAAUCAUUCUUUCAGCCACACAGCAAAACGAAAGGCCAGAAAAUCGUUCUUUCAUCAAGCCUCACAGCAAAACGAAAGGCCAGAAAAUCAUUCUUUUCAUCCAACCACACAGCAAAAACAAGGCCCGAAAAAAUCAUUCUUUCACCCCAGCCACCACAGCAAAACGAAAGGCAAGAAAAUCAUUCUUUCACCCAGCCACACAGCAAACGAAAGGCCGAGAAAAUCAUUCUUUUCGCCCAGCCACAAGCAAAACGAAAGGCCGAAAAAUCAUUCUUUCACCCCAGCCACACAGCAAAACAGGAAAGAAAAUCAUUCUUUUCAUCAGCCACACAGCAAAACGAAAGAGCCGAAAAACAUUCUUUCAUCCAGCCACAGCAAAAACGAAAGGCCAGAAAAUCAUUCUUUCAUCCAGCCACAGCGAAAACGCUCAAAAGCAAAACGCCAGAAAAUCAUUCUUUCACCCAGCCACAGCAAACGAAAGGCUGAAAAUCAUUCUUUCAUCCAGCCACACAAAACGAAAGGCCAGAAAAUCGUUCUUUCAUCAGCCACACAGCAAACGAAAGGCCAGAAAAUCGUUCUUUCAUCCAGCCACAAAAACAGGCCAGAAAAUCAUUCUUUCACCCCAGCCACAGCAAAACGAAAGUCAGCCAGAAAAUCAUUCUUUCAUCCAUUCACGCAGCAAACGAAAGGCCAGAAAAUGUUUCUUUCAUCCAGCCACACAGCAAAACGAAAGGCCAGAAAAACGUUCUUUCACCCAGCAACACAGCAAAACGAAGACCCAGAAAUCAUUCUCACCAGCCACACAGCAAAACGAAAGGAAAUCAUUCUUUCGCCCCAGCCACACAGCAAAAGGCAAGGCAAGAAGGUACUAAAAAAGGCCAGAAAAUCAUUCUUUCAUCCAGCCACACAGCAAAACGAAAACCAGAAGGUAUUUCUUUCAUCCAGCCAAGCGUUCUUUCAUCCAGCCACAGCAAAACGAAAGGCCAGAAAAUCAUUCUUCCUUAUUACAGCAAACGAAAGGCAGAAAAUCGUUCUUUCGUCAGCCACACAGCAAAACGAAAGGCCAGAAAAUCAUUCUUUCAUCCAGCCACAGCAAAACGAAAAGGCCAAAUCAUUCUUUCAUCCAGCCACACAGCAAAACGAAAGGCCAGAAAAUCGUUCUUUCACCCAGCCUCAGCAAAACGAAAGGCCAGAAAAUCAUUCUUUCACCAGCCACAGCAAAACGAAAGGUCAAGAAAAUCAUUCUUUCACCCAGCCGCAUCACAAAACGAAAAGGCCAGAAAAUCAUUCUUUCAUCCAUGCAAAACGAAAGGCCAGAAAGAGCAUUCUUUCAUCCAGCCACAGCAAAACGAAAAGGCCAGAAAAUCAUUCUUUCAUCCAGCCACACAGCAAAACGAAAAUGAAAAUCAUUCUUUCAUCAGCCACACAGCAAAACGAAAGGCAAAAAUCAUUCUUUCAUCCAGCCACACAGCAAAACGAAAGGCCAGAAAAUCAUUCUUUCACCCAGCCACACAGCAAAACGAAAGGCCAGAAAAUCAUUCUUUCACCCAGCCACACAGCAAAACGAAAGGCCAGAAAAUCAUUCUUUCAUCCAGCCACAGCAAAACGAAAGGCCAGAAAAUCAUUCUUUCAUCCAGCCACACAGCAAAACGAAAGGCCAGAAAAUCAUUCUUUCAUCCAGCCACACAGCAAAACGAAAAAAUCAUUCUUUCGCCCACACAGCAAAACGAAAAGGCCAGAAAAUCAUUCUUUCAUCCAGCCACACAGCAAAACGAAAGGCCAGAAAAAUCAUUCUUUCACCCAGCCACACAGCAAAACGAAAGGCCAGAAAAUCACCCAAAGCAAAACGAAAGGCCAGAAAAAUCAUUCUUUCAUCCAGCCACACAGCAAAACGAAAAAAUCAUUCUUUCACCCAGCCACACAAAACGAAAAAAAUCAUUCUUUCAUCCAGCCACACAGCAAACGAAGGCACAUUCUUUCACCCAGCAAAAAAACGAAAGGCCAGAAAAUCAUUCUUUCACCCAGCCACACAGCAAAACGAAGGCCAGAAAAUCAUUCUUUCACCCAGCCACAAAAAACGAAAGGCCAGAAAAUCAUUCUUUCAUCCAGCCACACAGCAAAACGAAAGGCCAGAAAAUCAUUCUUUCACCCAGCCACACAGCAAAACGAAAGGCCAGAAAAUCAUUCUUUCACCCAGCCACACAGCAAAAAAACGAAAGGCCAGAAAAUCAUUCUUUCAUCCACCCACACAGCAAAACGAAAGAAAAAUCAUUCUUUCAUCCAGCCACACAGCAAAACGAAAGGCCAGAAAAUCAUUCUUUCAUCCAGCCACACAGCAAAACAAAGGCAAAAAUCGAAGCCACAGGCAAAACGAAAAAAAACAUUCUUUCAUCCCAGCCACACAGCAAAACGAAAUCAUUCUUUCAUCCAGCCAGAAAAUCAUUCUUUCAUCCAGCCACACAGCAAAACGAAAGGCCAGAAAAUCAUUCUUUUCAUCCAGCCACACAGCAAAACAGCAAAACGAAAGGCCAGAAAAUCAUUCUUUCACCCAGCCACAGGAAAGGCCAGAAAAUCAUUCUUUCAUCCAGCCACACAGCAAAACGAAAGGCCAGAAAAUCAUUCUUUCACCCACAGCAAAAACACAGCAAAAAACAAAGCCACAGAAAAUCAUUCUUUCAUCCAGCCACACAGCAAAACGAAAGGCCAGAAAAAUCAUUCUUUCACCCAGCCAACAGCAAAACGAAAGGCCAGAAAAUCAUUCUUUUCACCCAGCCACACAGCAAAACGAAAGGCCAGAAAAUCAUUCUUUCAUCCAGCCACACAGCAAAACGAAAGGCCAGAAAAUCAUUCUUUCACCCCAGCCACACAGCAAAACGAAAGGCCAGAAAAUCAUUCUUUCCCACACUCACCCAGCCACAAACUGAAAGGCCAGAAAAUCGUUCUUUCACCCAGCCACAUUCUUUCACCAAACAGCAGACGAAAGGCCAGAAAAUCAUUCUUUCAUCCCAGCCACACAGCAAAACGAAAGGCCAGAAAAUCAUUCUUUCAUCCAGCCACACAGCAAACGAAAAGGCCAGAAAUCAUUCUCACCCCACACAGCAAAACGAAAAGGCUGAAAAUCAUUCUUUCACCCAGCCACACAGCAAAACGAAAGGCAGAAAAUCGUUCUUUCAUCCAACACAGCAAAACAAUGAAAAAUCAUUCUUUCACCCCAGCCACACAGCAAAACGAAAAGAAAAAUCAUUCUUUCACCCAGCCACACAGCAAAACGAAAGGCCAGAAAAAAUCAUUCUCAUCCAGCCACAGCAAAACAAAAAUGAAAAUCAUUCUUUCACCCAACACACAGCAAAACGAAAGGCCAGAAAACCAUUCUUUCAUCCAGGCACACCAGCAAAACAAAAGGCCAGAAAAAUCCAUUCUUUCACACAGCAAAACGAAAGGCCAGAAAAUCAUUCUUUCAUCCACCACACAGCAAAACGAAAGGCCAGAAAAUCAUUCUUUUCACCCAACCACAGCAGUAAAACGAACGGCCAGAAAAUCGUUCUUUCACCCAGCCACACAGCAAAACGAAAGGCCUGAAAAUCAUUCUGUCACCCAAUACACACAAAACGAAAGGCCAGAAAAAUCCAUUCUUUCAUCCCAGCCACACAAAACGAAAGGCCAGAAAAUCAUUCUUUCACCCCACACAGCAGCAAAACGAAAGGCCGAAAAAUCGUUCUUUUCUUACCCACACCACACACAGCCAAAAAAUCGAAAGGCCAAGAAAAUCAUUCUUUCUCCAGCCACGCAGCAAAACGAAGGCCAGAAAAUGUUCUUUCACCCACCACACAGCAAAACGAAAGACGAAAAUCAUUCUUUCAUCCAGCCACACGCCACACAACAAAGCAGAAAGCCAGAAAAUCCCAUUCUUUCACCCAGCCACACAGCAAAACGAAAGGCCAAAAAUCAUUCUUUCAUCCCAGCCACACAGCAAAACGAAAGGCCAGAAAAUCAUUCUUUCACCCCAGCCACACAGCUAAAACAAAGGCCAGAAAAUCAUUCUUUCAUCCAGCCACAGCAAAACGAAAAAGAUGAAAAAUCUAAAACGGGAAAGCCAGAAAUCAUUACUUUCACCCCACACACAGCAAAACGAAAAGCUGAAAAUCAUUCUUUCAUCAAGCCACACAGCAAAACGAAAGGCCAAAAUCGUUCUUUCACCAGCCACACAGCAAAACGAAAGGCUGAAAAAUCGUUCUCUUUCACCCAACCACACAGCAAAAGCGAAAGGCCAGAAAAUCAUUCUUUCAUCCAGCCACAGCAAAACGAAAGGCCAGAAAAUCAUUCUUUCACCCAGCCACAACCAAAAACGAAAGGCCAGAAAAUCAUUUCUUUCUGCAACCACAGUAAAACGAAAAUACAGAAAAUCAUUCUUUCACCCAGCCACAGCAAAACGAAGGCCAGAAAAUCGUUCUUUCAUCCAGCCACAGCAAAACGAAAGGCCAGAAAAUCAUUCUUUCACCCUGCCACACAGCAAACGAAAGGCCAGAAAACCAUUCUUUCACCCAGGCACACAGCAAAACGAAAGGCCAGAAAAUCAUUCUUUCACCCAGCCACACAGCAAAGAAAGCCAGAAAAUCAUUCUUUCAUCCAGCCACACAGCAAAACGAAGGCCAGAAAAUCGUUCUUUCACCCCAGCCACACAGUAAAACGAACGGCCGAAAAUCAUUCUUUUCACCCCAGCCACACAGCAAAACGAAAGCCUGAAAAAUCAUUCUUUCACCCAGCCACACAGCAAAACGAAAAGGCCAGAAAAUCAUUCUUUCAUCCAUCCACAGCAAACAAAGGCCAGAAAAUCAUUCUUUCACCCAGCCACACAGCAAACGAAAGGCCAGAAAAUCAUUCUUUCACCCAACCCACACUUUCACCCCCAUUACACAGCAAAACGAAAGGCCAGAAAAUCAUUCUUUCAUCAGCCACACAGCAAAACCUUGAGCCAGAAAAUCAUUCUUUCACCCAGCCCGCACAGCAAAACGAAGGCCAGAAAAUCAUUCUUUCGUCCAGCCACACAGCAAAACGAAAGGCCAGAAAAUCGUUCUUUCACCCAGCCACACAGCAAAACGAAGGGCAAAAUCAUUCUUUCAUCCAGCCACACAGCAAAACGAAGCCAGAAAAUCAUUCUUUCCUGACCACAGCAAAACGAAACGGCCAGAAAAUCAUUCUUUUCACUAGCCACACAGCAAAACGAAAGCCAGAAAAUCCCAUUCUUUCACCCACCACACAGCAAAACGAAAGGCCGAAAAUCAUUCUUUCAUCCAACCGGCAAAACGCCAAACAUCCAGCCAAACGAAAAUGA
This is a messenger RNA of Acanthosepion pharaonis, 11505 nucleotides long. Lineage: Eukaryota; Metazoa; Mollusca; Cephalopoda; Sepiida; Sepiidae. The record is from the annotation of a GenBank genome assembly.